CCGGCCCAGCGCAGCCCAAGAUGGCGGCGGGCGGCGCGGGGGCCGCGGCCGGGCCCGGCUGGGACGUGGCCGUGCGGCCGCUGCUCUCCGCGUCCUACUCGGCCUUCGACAUGAAGGAACUGCCGCAGCUGCUCGCCUCGGUCAUCGAGAGUGAAUCCGAGAUCCUGCACCACGACAAGCAGUACGAACCUUUCUACUCUUCCUUCGUUGCACUUUCCACACACUACAUCACUACUGUGUGUGGUCUCAUACCCAGAAACCAGUUGCAGUCAGUGGCAGCUGCGUGUAAAGUCCUGAUUGAAUUCUCCCUGCUGCGGCUUGAAAACCCAGACGAAGCAUGUGCUGUUUCACAGAAACACCUCAUUCUGCUGAUCAAGGGACUGUGCACGGGCUGCAGCCGCCUGGACCGCACAGAAAUCAUCACCUUCACAGCGAUGAUGAAAUCAGCCAAGCUGCCUCAGACUGUCAAAACCCUCUCUGAUGUUGAGGACCAGAAGGAAUUGGCCUCCCCAGUGAGCCCAGAGCUGAGACAGAAGGAAGUGCAGAUGAACUUCCUCAACCAAUUGACAUCAGUCUUUAACCCCAGAGUCUCGUCAUCACCAUCAAUCACAACAGAGACACAGGUGGAAGGAGAGAGCGAGGAUCAAGCUGCCACAGAUCAAACCUCUGCAACAAAGACUAAGAGCAUAUUCAUUGCUCAGAACGUGGCCAGCCUGCAAGAACUUGGUGGCUCCGAGAAGCUGCUGCGCGUGUGCCUGAACCUGCCGUACUUCCUGCGCUACAUCAACCGCUUCCAGGACGCCGUGUCCGCCAACUCCUUCUUCAUCAUGCCGGCCACCGUGGCCGACGCCACGGCCGUGCGCAACGGGUUCCACUCGCUGGUGAUCGAUGUCACCAUGGCUCUGGAUACUCUGUCCCUGCCUGUGCUGGAGCCCCUGACGCCCACACGUCUUCAAGACGUGACUGUUCUUGCUCUUAGCUGUCUCUAUGCAGGUGUGAGCGUGGCCACCUGCAUGGCCAUCCUGCAUGUGGGCAGCACCCAGCAGGUACGAACCGGGUCAACAAGCUCCAAAGAAGAAGAUUAUGAAAAUGAUGCUGCUACUAUUGUACAGAAAUGUCUUGAAAUCUAUGAAAUGAUUGGACAAGCCAUCAGCAAUUCACGCCGUGCAGGAGGGGAGCAUUAUCAGAACUUCCAGCUGCUCGGGGCUUGGUGUUUGCUGAACAGCCUCUUCCUCAUCUUGAACCUCAGCCCCACGGCCUUGGCUGAUAAGGGGAAGGAGAAGGAUCCCUUGGCUGCUCUUCGCGUCAGAGACAUCAUUGCUCGCACUAAGGAGGGCGUGGGGUCUCCCAAGCUGGGACCUGGGAAAGGGCAUCAAGGGUUUGGGGUGCUGUCAGUGGUGCUGGCAAAUCAUGCCAUCAAAUUGCUGUCAUCUCUUUUCCAAGAUCUGCAGGUGGAGGCGUUGCACAAGGGCUGGGAGAGCGACGGCCCUCCAGCAGUGCUGGAUAUCAUGGCUCAGAGCACGUCCAUCCAGAGGAUCCAGCGGCUCAUAGACUCUGUGCCACUCACUAAUCUGCUACUGACUCUGCUCUCCACUUCCUACAGAAAGGCCUGUGUCCUGCAGCGCCAGAGGAAGGGCUCCAUGAGCAGCGACGCCAGUGCCUCCACUGACUCCAACACUUACUAUGAGGAUGACUUCAGCAGCACUGAGGAGGACAGCAGCCAAGAUGACGACAGUGAGCCAAUCCUGGGGCAAUGGUUUGAAGAGACAAUCUCUCCCAGCAAGGAGAAAGUGGCCCCACCACCCCCCCCUCCACCUCCUCCUCUGGAGAGCUCGCCAAGGGUGAAGAGCCCCAACAAGCAGAGUGCUGGGGAGAACGGGAACAUCUUGGCCAGCCGCAAGGACCCCGAGCUGUUUUUGAGCCUAGCUUCAAACAUUUUGAACUUUAUCACUUCUUCUAUGCUGAACUCCAGGAAUAACUUCAUUCGCAACUACCUGAGCGUGUCCCUGUCGGAGCAGCACAUGGCCACGCUGGCGAGCAUCAUCAAGGAGGUGGACAAGGAUGGCCUGAAGGGCACAUCAGAUGAGGAGUUUGCUGCUGCACUGUAUCACUUCAACCAUUCCUUGGUGACCUCAGAUCUUCAGUCCCCUGCCCUGCAGAACACACUUCUCCAGCAACUUGGAGUUGCCCCUUUUUCUGAAGGUCCUUGGCCUCUCUACAUCCACCCUCAAAGUUUGUCUGUGCUGUCCCGACUCCUCCUGAUUUGGCAGCAUAAAGCCACUGCCCAGGGAGAUCCUGAUGUUCCAGAAUGCCUUAAAGUCUGGGAAAGGUUUGUGGGCACCCUGAAGCAAAACGCCUUGCAGGGGACUCUCCCCAGUGACACAGAAGAUCUGAAUGUGGAGCAUCUCCAGCUGCUGCUGCUCAUUUUCCACAAUUUCUCAGAGAGGGGCCGCAGAUCCAUCAUGAUGCUCUGUAUCCAGACCAUUGUGGAGCUGACAGCAAACAUGGAGACCCAGCAGUGUUCUGUGCCUCUUAUUGUGGCACGGCUGCUGCUGGUGUUUGACUACCUGCUGCACCAGUAUUCCAAGGCCCCCGUGUACCUGUUUGAACAGGUACAAUAUAAUUUGCUGACUCCACCCAUUGGCUGGGUGAGUGGAUCCCAGGACAGCAGCAGACGAACAUCUGUCCCACUUUAUCAUGGCUUUAAAGAAGUGGAAGAAAACUGGACCAAACACUGUUCAUCAGACUCUGCUCCACAGCCCAGGUUCUACUGCAUCCUGUCUCCAGAAGCUUCUGAGGAUGAUCUGAACCGUCUGGAUAGCACGGUGUGUGAGGUCCUUUUCUCCAGGGCUACGAAGUACGACGAGCUCUAUGCAGCCCUCACCUCAUUACUGGCUGCUGGCUCCCAGUUUGAUACACUCAGGAGGAGGGAGAACAAAAAUGUCACUGCACUGGAAGCCUGUGCCCUUCAGUACUACUUCCUGAUCCUGUGGCGGAUCCUGGGGAUUUUGCCUCCCUCCAGAAGCUACAUGCACCAUUUGGCCAUGAACACCCCCGAGAUGAGUGACUGUGACCUCCUGCACACCCUGCGCUGGUCUUCCCGCCUGCAGAUCCCGUCCUACGUUGUGUGGAUCAAGGAUCACCUUAUCAAGCAGGGCAUGAAGGCUGAACAUGCUGCUCCUCUCAUUGAACUGACCUCCAGCAAGUGCAUCUCAGUGAAGUACGACGUGGAAAUAGCAGAGGAAUACUUUGCUCGACAGAUCUCUUCUUUCUGUGCUGUUGACUGCACAACCAUUCUCCAGCUGCACGAAGUCCCCAGUUUACAAUCCAUUUACACCCUUGAUGCUGCCAUCUCCAAGAUCCAGGUUUCUCUAGAUGAGCACUUUUCCAAGUCAGCUGCAGAAACUGAUCCCCACAAGUCCUCAGAGAUAACCAAGAACCUCCUCCCUGCUACACUGCAGCUCAUUGACACUUAUGCUACUUUUACCAGAUCCUACUUGCUGCGGAGCCUCUCGGAGGAGGCCGCCUCGGACAGCAGACCCUCCGAGGAGAAGCUGCGGGGCUACGCCGCUGUCCUGGCCAUCGGCUCCAGCCGCUGCAAGUCCAACACUCUGGGUGAGAGCCGGGGCGGGCUGGGCUUCAGGGUGCCUCCCCCGUGGGUGAAUCUUCCCACAAUGCUUCCAGUACCCAAUUUCAAAGUGAUCUCCACCGCUCUUCGAACAAGUCCAACCCUCGUCCAGAACUUACCAUCAGCUGUGCAGACCCUGUGUGAAUCCUGGAACAACAUCCACACCAACGAGUUCCCCAACAUCGGUUCAUGGCGCAACGCCUUUGCCAACGACACCAUCCCUGCAGAAAGCUACAUCAGCGCCGUGCAGGCCGCCCACCUGGGCACCCUCUGCAGCCAGAGCCUGCCCCUGGCAGCCUCCCUCAAGCACACCCUGCUGUCCCUGGUCAGGCUCACCGGGGAUCUCAUCAUCUGGUCAGAUGAUCCGAACCCGCCCCAGGUGAUCCAUUCCCUGCUGCCCCUCCUUCUGGAGACCAGCACAGAGAGUGUGGCAGAAAUCAGCAGCAACUCCCUGGAAAGGAUCUUGGGCCCGGCGGACUCCGAUGAGUUCCUGGCACGUGUUUAUGAGAAGUUGAUCACGGGGUGCUAUAACAUACUGGCCCAUCACUCUGACCCAAACAGUGGCCUGGAUGAGUCCAUCUUGGAGGAAUGUUUGCAGCAUCUGGAGAAACAGCUGGAGAGCAGCCAGGCCAGAAAAGCCAUGGAGGAAUUCUUCUCAGAAAGCGGAGAACUGGUGCAGAUCAUGAUGGCGACAGCCAACGAGAACCUCUCGGCCAAGUUCUGCAACAGGGUGCUGAAAUUCUUCACCAAGCUCUUCCAGCUGACUGAGAAGAGCCCCAACCCCAGCCUGCUGCGCCUCUGUGGCUCCCUGGCCCAGCUGGCCUGUGUGGAGCCUGUGAGACUGCAGGCCUGGCUGACCAGGAUGACCAUGUCCCCACCCAAGGACUCGGACCAGCUGGACGUGGUGCAGGAGAACAGGCAGCUGCUGCAGCUCCUGACCACUUACAUUGUUCGGGAGAACAGCCAAGUGGGGGAAGGCGUGUGCACUGUUCUGCUCAGCACUCUGAUACCAAUGGCAACGGAGAUGUUGGCCAAUGGGGAUGGCACGGGCUUUCCUGAGCUGAUGGUCGUCAUGGCAACUUUGGCCAGUGCAGGACAAGGGGCAGGACACCUCCAGCUUCAUGGUGCUGCUGUGGACUGGCUGGGCAGAUGCAAGAAAUACCUGUCUCAAAAGAACGUGGUAGAGAAAAUGAAUGCCAACGUCAUGCAAGGGAAGCAUGUGACAAUCCUGGAGUGCACGUGCCACAUCGUGUCCUACCUGGCCGAUGUCACCAACGCCCUGAGCCAGAGCAGCGGGCAGGGCCCCAGCCACCUGUCUGUGGACGGCGAGGAGCGCGCCAUCGAGGUGGACUCGGACUGGGUGGAGGAGCUGGCUGUGGAGGAGGAGGACUCUCAGGCUGAGGACUCGGAUGAAGAUUCUCUCUGUAAUAAACUCUGUACCUUCACCAUCACACAGAAAGAAUUCAUGAAUCAACACUGGUACCACUGUCACACUUGCAAGAUGGUUGAUGGGGUUGGUGUUUGCACAGUUUGUGCUAAAGUUUGUCACAAGGAUCAUGAGAUUUCUUACGCCAAGUACGGAUCCUUCUUCUGUGACUGUGGAGCCAAGGAGGAUGGCAGCUGCCUGGCGUUGGUGAAGAGAACUCCCAGCAGUGGGAUGAGCUCUACCAUGAAGGAAUCAGCCUUCCAGAGCGAGCCCCGAGUGCCUGAGAGCGUCAUCCGCCACGCGAGCACGUCCCCAGCUGAGAAGGCCAAGGUCACCAUCAGCGAGGGCAAGGGCCCCGACGAGGAGAAGCCCAAGAAGAGCAGCCUGUGCAGAAACGUGGAGGGCUGUCGAGAGGAGCUGCAGUCCCAGGCCAACUUCUCCUUUGCACCUUUGGUGCUGGAGAUGCUGAAUUUCCUGAUGGAUGCCAUCCAGGUCAACUUCCAGCAGGCUUCAGCCAUGGGGAGCAGCAGCCGUGCCCAGCAGGCUCUCAGUGAGCUCCACACUUUGGACAAAUCAGUAGAAAUGACGGAUCAGCUGAUGGUCCCCACCCUGGGCUCGCAGGAAGGUGCCUUUGAGAACGUGCGCAUGAACUACAGCGGGGACCAGGGCCAGACCAUCCGGCAGCUGAUCAGCGCGCACGUGCUGCGGCGCGUGGCCAUGUGCGUGCUGUCCUCGCCCCACGGCCGCCGCCAGCACCUGGCUGUCAGCCACGAGAAGGGCAAGAUCACAGUGCUGCAGCUCUCAGCCCUGCUGAAACAAGCCGAUUCCAGCAAAAGGAAACUGACCCUGACCCGCCUGGCAUCGGCACCUGUCCCAUUCACUGUGCUGAGCCUGACUGGGAAUCCCUGCAAGGAGGACUAUCUGGCUGUGUGUGGGCUGAAGGAUUGCCAUGUGUUAACGUUCAGCAGCUCUGGAUCAGUCUCUGAUCAUUUGGUGCUUCAUCCCCAACUGGCCACUGGGAAUUUCAUCAUCAAAGCUGUGUGGCUGCCAGGAUCUCAAACAGAGCUGGCCAUUGUCACUGCAGACUUUGUGAAGAUUUACGACCUCUCAGUAGAUGCCUUGAGUCCAACUUUCUACUUCCUCCUACCGAGUUCCAAAAUCAGGGAUGUCACUUUCCUGUUCAACGAGGAGGGCAAGAACAUUAUUGUGAUCAUGUCUUCUGCUGGCUACAUCUACACACAGCUCAUGGAGGAGGCCAGUAGUGCCCAGCACGGGCCCUUCUAUGUCACCAAUGUGCUUGAAGUCAACCACGAGGACCUGAAGGACAGCAAUGGCCAGGUGGCAGGAGGGGGGGUGUCAGUCUAUUACUCCCACGUGCUGCAGAUGUUGUUCUUCAGCUACUGCCAAGGCAAAUCCUUUGCAGCCACCAUCAGCCGGGCCAGCCUGGAAGUGCAGCGCCUCUUCCCAAUUAACAUCAAGAGUUCCAAUGGUGGCAGUAAGACUUCUCCAGCCCUGUGUCAGUGGUCUGAGGUGAUGAACCACCCUGGCCUGGUGUGCUGUGUCCAGCAGACCACGGGUGUCCCACUGGUAGUGAUGGUGAAGCCAGACACCUUCCUCAUCCAGGAGAUUAAGACCUUGCCAGCCAAAGCAAAGAUCCAGGACAUGGUGGCCAUCCGUCACACGGCCUGCAAUGAGCAGCAGAGGACCACCAUGAUCCUGCUGUGUGAGGAUGGCAGCCUGAGGAUCUACAUGGCCAACGUGGAGAACACGUCCUACUGGCUGCAGCCCUCUCUGCAGCCCAGCAGCGUCAUCAGUAUCAUGAAACCCGUGCGCAAGCGCAAGGCAGCCGCCAUCACAACUCGCACAUCCAGCCAGGUGAACUUCCCCAUUGACUUCUUUGAGCACAACCAGCAGCUGACAGACGUGGAGUUCGGGGGCAAUGACCUGCUGCAGGUGUACAAUGCCCAGCAGAUAAAGCACCGGCUCAAUUCCACGGGCAUGUACGUGGCCAACACAAAGCCUGGGGGUUUCACCAUCGAAGUGACCAACAACAACAGCACGAUGGUGAUGACGGGCAUGCGCAUCCAGAUCGGCACGCAGGCCAUCGAGCGAGCUCCCUCCUACCUGGAGAUCUUUGGCCGCACCAUGCAGCUCAACAUGACCCGCGCCCGCUGGUUCGACUUCCCCUUCACCCGCGAGGAGGCCCUGCAGGCUGACAAGAAGCUCACCAUCUUCAUUGGGGCUUCUGUGGAUCCUGCUGGAGUCACCAUGAUGGAUUCGAUAAAAAUUUAUGGCAAAACCAAAGAACAGUUUGGCUGGCCUGACGAGCCCCCCGAGGACUUCCCAUCUGCUUCCGUGAGCAACGUUUGUCCCCCAAACCUCAACCAAGGGAAUGGCACUGGGGACACCGAGUCAGCUGCCCCUGCUGCUGCCAGUGGGACUGUCCUGGAGAGUUCUGACACUGAGUCCCUAACCACCCUGGACCGGCUAGUAGUGAGUUCUUUAGAAGCGCUGGAAAGCUGCUUUGCUGUGGGACCAGUCAACGAGAAGGAGAAGAAUAAGAUUGCAGCUCAGGAACUGGCUACUGUGCUGCUGUCCAUGCCAGCCCCUUCCAGCGUGCAGCAGCAGACCAAGAGCCUGCUGGCCAGCUUGCACACCAGCCGUUCAGCCUACCACAACCACAAGGAUCAAGCACUGCUAAGCAAAGCCAUUCAGUAUUUGACUUCCUCAACCAAAGAAGGAAAGGACCUUGAUCCCGAGGUGUUCCAGAGGCUGGUCAUCACUGCUCGGUCCAUUGCUAUUAUGAGACCCAACAAUCUGGUCCACUACACAGAAUCAAAGCUGCCACAGCUGGAAACAGAGAGUGAAGAAGGGCAGGAGGCCCAGAAACACGCAGAAGGAGAGGGCUGCACCUUCAUUACCCAGCUGGUGAACCACUUCUGGAAGCUCCAUGCAUCAAAACCCAAAAACGCCUUCCUGGCCCCUGCCUGCCUGCCAGGUCUCACUCACGUUGAAGCCACAGUCAAUGCUUUGGUGGAUAUUAUCCAUGGAUACUGCACGUGUGAGCUGGACUGUAUCCAUACUGCAUCCAAGAUCUACAUGCAGAUGUUACUUUGCCCAGACCCAGCAGUAAGCUUUUCCUGCAAGCAAGCUUUGAUCAGGGUGCUGAGACCCCGGAACAAGCGGCGACACGUGACCCUGCCGUCGUCCCCCCGCAGCAACACCCCCAUGGGAGAUAAGGAUGAUGAUGACGAUGACGAUGCAGAGGACAAGCUGCAGAGCUCUGGGAUAGCAAAUGGAGAGCACAUCCGACAGGAGAGCCAGGAGCAGAGCGAGGUGGAUCACGGGGACUUCGAGAUGGUGUCCGAAUCCAUGGUUCUGGAGACUUCUGAGAAUGUGAAUAAUGGGAAUCCUUCUCCUCUGGAGGCUCUCCUGGCUGGAGCAGAGGGAUUCCCUCCGAUGCUGGAUAUCCCUCCAGAUGCAGAUGAUGAGACAAUGGUGGAGUUGGCUAUUGCCCUGAGCCUGCAACAAGAUCAGCAAGGGAGCAGCAGCAGUGCCCUUGGACUGCAGAGCUUAGGACUGUCAGGCCAAGCUCCCAGCUCCUCCUCUCUUGAUGCUGGAACACUCUCGGACACAACAGCAUCAGCUCUCUUUAUUCUCUUAGCUCCAGCCUCCGACGACGAGGGCAGCACGGCAGCCACGGACGGUUCCACGCUGCGGACAUCGCCCGCGGAGCACGGCGGCAGCGUGGGCUCGGAGAGCGGCGGCAGCGCCGUGGACUCGGUGGCCGGGGAGCACAGCGUGUCUGGCCGGAGCAGCGCCUACGGGGACACCACGGCCGAGGGCCACCCGGCGGGGCCUGGCAGCGUCAGCUCCAGCACAGGAGCCAUCAGCACCACCACGGGCCAGCAGGAGGGAGAGGGCUCCGAGGGGGAAGGGGAGGCAGAGGGGGACGUCCACACCAGCAACAGGCUGCACAUGGUCCGGCUGAUGCUGCUGGAGAGGCUGCUGCAGAAUCUCCCCCAGCUGAGGAACGUGGGAGGGGUCCGGGCCAUCCCUUACAUGCAGGUUAUUCUGAUGCUCACAACAGACCUAGAUGGAGAUGAUGAGAAGGACAAGGGAGCUUUGGAUAACCUUCUCUCCCAGCUGAUUGCAGAGCUGGGCAUGGACAAAAAGGAUGUGUCCAAGAAAAACGAGCGCUCCCCUGUGAACGAGGUGCACUUGGUGGUGAUGAGGCUGCUCAGUGUCUUCAUGUCCAGGACCAAGUCAGGAUCCAAGACUUCCAUUUGUGAGGCUUCCUCCCUGAUCUCCAGUGCCACAGCAGCUGCCUUGCUGAGCUCUGGUGCUGUUGAUUACUGUCUGCACGUGCUCAAGUCCCUGCUGGAGUACUGGAAGAGCCAGCAGAAUGAUGAGGAGCCUGUGGCCACCAGCCAGCUGCUGAAGCCUCACACCACUUCCUCUCCCCCUGACAUGAGCCCCUUUUUCCUCCGGCAGUACGUGAAGGGUCAUGCUGCAGAUGUUUUUGAGGCCUACACUCAGCUCCUGACAGAGAUGGUGCUGCGCCUGCCCUACCAGAUCAAGAAGAUUGCAGACACAAACUCCCGCAUCCCCCCGCCCAUCUUUGAUCACUCCUGGUUCUACUUUUUGUCUGAGUACCUGAUGAUCCAGCAGACGCCGUUCGUGCGCCGCCAGGUGCGCAAGCUGCUGCUGUUCAUCUGCGGCUCCAAGGACAAGUACCGGCAGCUGCGGGACCUGCACACCCUGGACUCGCACGUGCGUGGCAUCAAGAAACUGCUGGAGGAGCAGGGCAUCUUCCUGAGGGCCAGCGUGGUGACAGCCAGCUCGGGCUCUGCCCUGCAGUACGACACCCUGAUCUCCCUGAUGGAACAUUUGAAGGCUUGUGCAGAGAUUGCCACGCAGAGAACAGUGAACUGGCAGAAAUUCUGCAUCAAGGAUGACUCGGUUCUCUAUUUCCUGCUCCAAGUCAGCUUCCUGGUAGACGAAGGAGUGUCCCCGGUUCUCCUGCAGCUGUUGUCUUGUGCUCUGUGUGGCAGCAAAGUGCUGUCUGUGGCUUCAUCCUCUGGAGCUUCCAGCACCUCUUCCACCUCUGCUCCUGCAGCAUCAGGCUCUGGGCAGGCGGCAGCGCAGAGCAAAUCCUCCACCAAAAAGAGCAAGAAGGAGGAAAAGGAGAAGGAGCGAGAGGGUGAGGGUUCAGGCAGCCAGGAGGACCAGCUGUGCACGGCCCUGGUGAACCAGCUGAACAAGUUUGCUGACAAGGAGACCCUCAUCCAGUUCCUGCGCUGCUUCCUGCUGGAAUCCAACUCCUCCUCAGUGAGGUGGCAGGCCCACUGCCUGGCCCUGCACAUCUACAGGAAUUCCAACAAGUCCCAGCAGGAGUUACUGCUGGAUCUCAUGUGGUCCAUCUGGCCAGAGCUCCCAGCCUAUGGAAGAAAGGCUGCACAGUUUGUAGAUCUCCUGGGAUACUUCUCCCUGAAAACACAACAGACUGAGAAAAAGCUGAAGGAAUAUUCCCAAAAGGCCGUGGAGAUCCUCCGGACUCAAAACCACAUUCUCACCAACCACCCCAACUCCAACAUCUACAACACAUUGUCUGGGCUUGUGGAAUUUGAUGGCUACUACUUGGAGAGUGAUCCUUGCCUUGUCUGCAACAACCCCGAGGUGCCUUUCUGUUACAUCAAGCUCUCGUCCAUCAAAGUGGACACGCGCUACACGACCACGCAGCAGGUGGUGAAGCUCAUUGGCAGCCACACCAUCAGCAAGGUGACAGUGAAGAUUGGGGACCUGAAACGAACCAAGAUGGUGAGAACCAUCAACCUCUACUACAACAACAGGACCGUGCAGGCCAUCGUGGAGCUGAAGAACAAGCCGGCACGCUGGCACAAGGCCAAGAAGGUGCAGCUGACGCCGGGGCAGACGGAGGUGAAGAUCGAUCUGCCCCUGCCCAUCGUGGCCUCCAACCUGAUGAUCGAGUUCGCCGAUUUCUACGAGAACUACCAGGCGUCCACCGAGACCCUGCAGUGCCCGCGCUGCAGCGCCUCGGUGCCCGCCAACCCCGGCGUGUGCGGCAACUGCGGCGAGAACGUCUACCAGUGCCACAAGUGCAGGUCCAUCAAUUAUGAUGAGAAGGAUCCCUUCCUGUGCAAUGCCUGUGGCUUCUGUAAAUACGCCCGCUUCGACUUCAUGCUCUACGCCAAGCCCUGCUGCGCCGUGGACCCCAUCGAGAACGAGGAGGAUCGCAAGAAGGCAGUGACAAACAUCAACACUCUGCUGGACAAGGCUGACAGGGUGUAUCACCAGCUGAUGGGACACCGACCACAGCUGGAGAACCUCCUGUGCAAAGUGAACGAGGCAGCCCCUGAAAAGCCCCAGGAUGAGUCGAGCAGCAGUGGAGGGAUCAGUUCUACCUCAGCCAGUGUGAACAGGUACAUCCUGCAGUUAGCCCAGGAGUACUGUGGGGACUGCAAGAACUCCUUCGAUGAACUUUCCAAAAUCAUCCAGAAAGUGUUUGCCUCCCGGAAGGAGCUGCUGGAGUACGACCUGCAGCAGCGCGAGGCGGCCACCAAGUCCUCGCGCAGCUCGGCGCUGCCCACCUUCACGGCCAGCCAGUACCGCGCGCUGUCCGUGCUGGGCUGCGGCCACACCUCGUCCACCAAGUGCUACGGCUGUGCCUCGGCUGUCACCGAGCACUGCAUCACCCUGCUGCGGGCCCUGGCCACCAACGGGGCCAUCCGCCACAUCCUGGUGGCGCAGGGGCUCAUCCGAGAGCUCUUCGACUACAACCUGCGCCGGGGCGCGGCCGCCAUGCGGGAGGAGGUGCGGCAGCUCAUGUGCCUCCUGACCAGGGACAAUCCAGAGGCCACACAGCAAAUGAAUGAUUUAAUCAUUGGGAAGGUUUCUGCAGCUCUGAAGGGACACUGGGCAAAUCCAGACUUGGCGAGCAGCCUCCAGUACGAGAUGCUGCUGCUGACAGACUCCAUCUCCAAGGAGGACAGCUGCUGGGAGCUCCGGCUGCGCUGCGCUCUCAGCCUCUUCCUGAUGGCAGUGAACAUCAAGACUCCGGUGGUCGUUGAAAACAUCACCCUCAUGUGCCUGCGCAUCCUCCAGAAGCUCAUCAAGCCACCUGCUCCAACCAGCAAGAAAAACAAGGAUGUGCCCAUGGAUGCUCUCACCACUGUGAAGCCUUACAGCAAUGAAAUCCAUGCACAGGCUCAGCUGUGGCUCAAGAGGGACCCCAAGGCAUCGUAUGAAGCUUGGAAGAAGUGCCUCCCUGCCAGAGGUGCAGAUGCCAACGGGAAAACUCCCAGCAAAGCUGAGCUUCACCAGCUCUACUUGUCAGAAAAAUACGUCUGGAAGUGGAAGCAGUUCAUGAGUCGCCGUGGGAAGAGAACUUGUCCUCUGGAUCUCAAGCUGGGACACAACAAUUGGCUGAGACAGGUGCUGUUCACUCCUGCCACCCAGGCUGCCAGGCAGGCUGCCUGCACCAUCGUGGAGGCCCUGGCCACCAUCCCCAGCAGGAAGCAGCAGGUCCUGGAUCUCCUCACCAGCUACCUGGAUGAGCUGAGCAUUGCUGGUGAAUGUGCUGCUGAGUACCUGGCCCUAUAUCAGAAACUCAUCAAACCUGCCCACUGGAAGGUCUACCUGGCAGCCAGAGGGGUUCUGCCCUACAUUGGCAGCCUCAUCACUAAGGAAAUAGCUCGUUUGCUCGCCUUGGAGGAAGCCACACUCAGCACGGAUUUGCAGCAGGGAUAUGCCCUGAAGAGUCUCACAGGUCUUCUCUCUUCCUUUGUGGAGGUGGAGUCCAUCAAAAGGCACUUCAAGAGCCGGCUGGUGGGCACGGUGCUCAAUGGCUACCUGUGCCUGAGGAAGCUGGUGGUGCAGAGGACAAAGCUGAUUGAUGAGACCCAGGACAUGCUGCUGGAGAUGCUGGAGGACAUGACAACAGGCACAGAGUCAGAGACCAAGGCGUUCAUGGCCGUGUGCAUAGAGACUGCCAAGCGUUACAGCCUCGACGACUACAGGACCCCGGUGUUCAUCUUCGAGAGGCUCUGCAGCAUCAUCUACCCUGAGGAGAAUGAAGUCACUGAGUUCUUUGUCACUCUGGAGAAAGAUCCCCAGCAGGAAGACUUCCUGCAGGGCAGGAUGCCAGGGAAUCCCUACAGCAGUAACGAGCCUGGCAUCGGGCCCCUCAUGAGGGACAUCAAGAACAAGAUCUGCCAGGACUGUGACCUGGUGGCUCUGCUGGAGGAUGACAGUGGCAUGGAGCUUUUGGUGAACAACAAGAUCAUCAGUCUGGAUCUGCCUGUGGCUGAGGUCUACAAGAAGGUGUGGUGUCCCACAAAUGAGGGGGAGCCCAUGAGGAUCAUUUACCGCAUGCGGGGGUUACUGGGAGAUGCCACGGAGGAAUUCAUCGAGUCCCUCGACUCCACCACUGAUGAGGAGGAGGAUGAGGAAGAAGUGUAUAAGAUGGCAGGGGUGAUGGCCCCAUGUGGAGGCCUGGAGUGCAUGCUCAACAGACUGACUGGCAUCAAGGACUUCAAACAGGGCCGGCACCUCUUAACCGUGCUGUUAAAACUCUUCAGUUACUGUGUGAAGGUGAAAAUAAACCGGCAGCAGCUGGUCAAGCCAGAGAUGAACACUUUGAAUGUCAUGCUGGGGACUCUCAACUUGGCUCUGGUGGCUGAGCAGGAGAGCAAGGACAGCGGGGGAGCAGCAGUGGCAGAGCAGGUGCUCAGCAUCAUGGAGAUCAUUCUGGAUGAAUCCAACGCGGAGCCCCUGAGCGAGGACAAGGGCAACCUCCUCCUCACGGGGGACAAGGACCAGCUGGUGAUGCUGCUGGACCAGAUCAACAGCACCUUUGUGCGCUCCAACCUGAGCGUGCUGCAGGGGCUGCUGCGCAUCAUCCCCUACCUGUCCUUCGGGGAGAUGGAGAAGAUGCAGAUCCUGGUGGAUCGCUUCAAGCCCUACUGUAACUUUGAUAAGUAUGAUGAGGAGCACAGUGGAGAUGAUAAAGUUUUCCUGGAUUGCUUCUGUAAAAUAGCAGCAGGAAUAAAGAACAACAGCAACGGCCACCAGCUGAAAGAUCUCAUCCUACAGAAGGGGAUUACACAGAAUGCCCUGGAUUACAUGAAAAAGCACAUUCCAAGUGCAAAGAAUUUGGAUGCAGACAUAUGGAAGAGGUUCUUAUCUCGACCUGCACUUCCUUUUAUCCUGCGCCUGCUCCGAGGCCUCGCGACGCAGCAUCCUGCAACACAGGUGCUAAUAGGAACAGACUCCAUCUCCAACUUGCACAAACUGGAGCAGGUGUCGAGUGACGAAGGCAUUGGGACAUUGGCAGAGAACCUCCUGGAGGCUCUGAGGGAGCACCCCGAGGUGAACAAGAAGAUCGACGCUGCGCGGAAGGAGACGCGCGCUGAGAAGAAGAGGAUGGCCAUGGCCAUGAGGCAGAAGGCCCUGGGCACCCUGGGCAUGACGACAAAUGAGAAGGGCCAGGUGGUGACCAAGACUGCGCUGCUUAAACAGAUGGAGGAGCUGAUAGAGGAGCCAGGACUGACCUGCUGCAUCUGCCGGGAGGGAUACAAGUUCCAGCCCACCAAGGUGCUGGGGAUUUACACCUUCACCAAGCGCGUGGCGCUCGAGGAGUUUGAGAACAAGCCCCGCAAGCAGCAGGGCUACAGCACCGUGUCCCACUUCAACAUCGUGCACUACGACUGCCACCUGGCAGCUGUCAGACUCGCUCGGGGCCGCGAGGAGUGGGAGAGUGCAGCCCUGCAAAAUGCCAACACCAAGUGCAAUGGGCUCCUGCCAGUGUGGGGGCCCCACGUGCCAGAGUCUGCUUUUGCCACGUGCUUGGCACGCCACAACACGUACCUGCAGGAGUGCACGGGGCAGAGGGAGCCCACGUACCAGCUCAACGUGCACGACAUCAAGCUGCUGUUCCUGCGCUUCGCCAUGGAGCAGUCGUUCAGCAUCGACACCGGGGGCGGGGGCCGCGAGAGCAACAUCCACCUCAUCCCCUACAUCAUCCACACCGUGCUCUAUGUGCUCAACACAACCCGGGCGACCUCGCGGGAGGAGAAGAACCUGCAGAGCUUCCUGGAGCAGCCCCGCGAGAAGUGGGUGGAGAGCGCCUUCGAGGUGGACGGGCCCCACUACUACACCGUGCUGGCCCUGCACAUCUGUCCCCCAGAGAGGUGGCGGGCCAUCCGCGGGGACAUCCUGCGGCGCCUCCUCGUCACCUCCCACGCCCGCGUGGUGUCCCCGGGAGGGGCCAGCAGACUGGCAGACAAGGCAGUGAAGGAAUACGCCACGUACCGCUCGGGGCUGCUCUUCUGGGCACUCGUGGAUCUCAUCUACAACAUGUUCAAGAAGGUGCCUACCAGUAACACAGAGGGAGGCUGGUCCUUCUCUCUGGCUGAGUUCAUCCGACACAACGACAUGCCAAUCCACGAGGCUGCAGACAAGGCCCUGAAAACCUUCCAGGAGGAAUUCAUGCCAGUGGAAACGUUUUCUGAGUUUUUGGAUGUGGCUGGACUCUUGUCAGAAAUCAAUGAUCCCGACAGCUUCCUCAAGGAUCUCCUGAACUCCAUCCCCUGAGCCGCCAGCACGGAGAAGCUUUGGGCAGAGCCUCCACUGCUUGCCUUCCACCCCUCUGUGUCCCUCCUCGUGCAGUCUGUCCCUUUCCCAAGGAGUGCUGCAGUUUUUUGUUGGAAUAUUUUUGUUUUGUUUUCCUUUUUUUUUAUUUUCUACAAUUUUUCUUCAUGGAGUGAUUUGGAAUUCAGAUUUGUUUUAUCUUGUGUUUCAGCGCUUCUAUCUGUAAAGCCUUGUGCAUUCAAGCUGUUUGAAAGAACUUGUACAGAGAGGAAUCCAAACCAGUAAAUCUUAAUGCUUUAGUGUGCACCUCUUUGAAGUUAAAUAAACCGAACAAAUGGGUAA
Pyrgilauda ruficollis (rufous-necked snowfinch) is the source of this 16007-nucleotide messenger RNA. It is a transcript of the gene UBR4, whose product is annotated as ubiquitin protein ligase E3 component n-recognin 4. Lineage: Eukaryota; Metazoa; Chordata; Aves; Passeriformes; Passeridae. Gene Ontology annotation, molecular function: protein binding; zinc ion binding. The transcript has 107 exons. The coding region runs from base 21 to 15668 and encodes 5215 amino acids. The record is from RefSeq and is a predicted model, not a curated record.